AGUCGGAUGUUGACAGGCCUGCUGCUGGGCUCGAGCUGAGGCACCUUGCGCUAUCACGUUUCCAGAAGUCUCCACGUUUUGCUAGAAUCUUCCUGACACUUCAGAAAGACUGUCCACAUCCGCAGCAAAUCCAUGGCAACCGAAAGCAGGUUCCCCGAUAUCUUCAUUGACGAAGAUCCACAGAAAGCUCUGGAGGCACUUGAUGAGGCCUUGCAAGGAGACUCCAACAACGCUGAGUGGUUUUGCCAGCGCGCCUACGCCCACAUACUUCUCCGAAACUACAACUGUGCUGUUGAUGAUGCCAAAAAAGCCCAGCAGCUAACACCGAGCCUUCCCCUUGCUUUCAUGCGAACAGGAAUAGCAGAAUACCACCUGAACCACUAUAAGUCAGCACAUGCAGCUUUCACUCAGGGACAACAACUGGAUGUUUCUGACACAUCUUUUGAGAUCUGGAUCAAGCGGUGUGAGGAGAUGAUGGGAGAGCAGACGCAGAUCGGCAGCGACAACAGGACACCAGCGGUUCCACCUGUGAAACAUGACUGGUACCAAACAGAGUCUCAAGUCAUCGUCACAGUCAUGGCAAAAAAUGUACCCAAGGAUGGUGUGUGUGUCAACUUCAUGGAAAAAGAGCUCUCUGCCACGAUACAGCUGGCGUCGGGGGAGAACUACAACCUGGACCUCCACCUGCUGUUCCCCAUCGUCCCUCAACAGAGCAACUUCAAGAUCCUCACCACCAAGGUGGAGUUCAAGUUGAAGAAGACAGAUGCCAUGAGAUGGGAGAAGCUGGAGGGAGAGGGACAGGAGUCCAACAUCAAACACUUCGAUCCAAAUCAGUACCCUUCGUCCCACUCUGCCUGCAACUGGGACAAGGUGAUGGUGGACCUCGGCGAGGAGGAGAAAACCGAGAAGCUGGAGGGAGACGCGGCGCUCAACAAGCUCUUCCAGCAGAUCUACUGCGACGGCACGGACGAGGUCAAGCGAGCCAUGAACAAGUCCUUUAUGGAGUCCGGCGGCACAGUCCUGAGCACCAACUGGGUGGAUGUGGGCAAGAGAAAAGUGGAGAUGAACCCACCGGAGGACGUGGAGUUCAAGAAGUACUGAGCGCUUAGCCCCCCCCUCCCCCUCUUUCUUCUCAUUUAUCCGUCUGAACUCCAGCAGGAGUGCUCGUUGCCCUGCAGACUCCGUGACCGUGCUCUUCUUCCUCCUCUUCCCGACCCCUCAGUUGUGCUGUUGCUCGCCAAGUGCAGGGAGACUCGGUGUUCCCACUUUCACUCGAUAUCCCCCCAUGGCCCACGCUAUGCAAUAACUUGCUACCCGAUGCUGUCGGUUCAUUUGACCCAUCUGUUGAACAGAUUGAUUUACAUAUCUGAUUUUAAAGGCCAACGGACUAUAAAGGGAAGUCUGGAUUAAAGUUGUGACUGACGGAGCUUUCAGAUAAUUUCCUCUCCUCUGCCUCCUUUGCUUUUCUCAAUAAACGCCCACAAGCCUUUCUAUUUCAGGGGCCUUUCAUGACUUCCUAUUAUCAGCACUUGUAUAAAAAUGUAAAGUUGUUAAACAUCUCAACCAGUUUUUAUUUUUUAACUGGUAGCUAUGAUUGCUUUUCUCGGCUCAUGCAGCUUUUUUUUUUUUUUUUUUCCUGUACGCUCGGUAAAAAAAAAAGUCAACAGCAGUCCUUUUCAGACUGGCUUCUCUGGAAUGUGUGUGGCGUGUCAGCCAGCGGCUUAGCACCGGUCGUUCCCUCAGUGUGAUUCAAGCUUCGUUGUAAAUAAAAGAUUUGUUGUUUGGCUCACAAA
Messenger RNA from Anarrhichthys ocellatus (wolf-eel), 1793 nucleotides. RefSeq names its product SGT1 homolog, MIS12 kinetochore complex assembly cochaperone (gene sugt1). Bases 133 to 1101 code for a protein of 322 amino acids. The record is from RefSeq and is a predicted model, not a curated record. The transcript is spliced from 13 exons. Gene Ontology annotation, molecular function: protein-folding chaperone binding. NCBI's taxonomy places the organism in Eukaryota, Metazoa, Chordata, Actinopteri, Perciformes, Anarhichadidae.